Drosophila grimshawi is the source of this 861-nucleotide messenger RNA. Its product is annotated as probable endochitinase. Gene Ontology annotation, cellular component: extracellular region. The record is from RefSeq and is a predicted model, not a curated record. Gene Ontology annotation, molecular function: chitin binding. NCBI's taxonomy places the organism in Eukaryota, Metazoa, Arthropoda, Insecta, Diptera, Drosophilidae.
AUGGUAGGAGACAUGAAGUUUGUAGUCGCCCUCUGGAUAAUAUUGAUUCUGCAUAAGACAGCCGACGCCCAAUUGAAGGAUGGCUUUAUGUUCAAAACACCCAUAUGUGUGGGAAAAAAUGGCGCUCUAUUGCCUAUGUUUGGUAGAUGUCGAGGAUACUACGUUUGUAAUGACGGCAGGGCUGUAGUUGGAUCCUGCGACGAGAACAGUCGAUUCAAUCCACUUACUCUGCAUUGCGAUGAUGCAGACAAUGUUAUAUGCCCCUACGAAACUUCAGAUCGUGAUGAGGAAAUUGAUUCGGAUGGUUCAGAAAGCGAUGAAUCGGAAUUCGACAGUGAUGAGAUCGAAGAGACGACAACCACUGCACGACCCGUUCUUACUUCAAAGCCACCAAAACAGCAAAAACCACACACAUUACUGUCACAGCCGAAUAUGGUUGAUGCGGAUGAUUUAUGUUGGGGCAGAAAAAGUGGAGUAGCCUUGCCUAAAGCAGACUCCUGCACUGAGUACUACGUGUGCAAGUCUAAAAAAAGUCAACUGCGUAACUGCCCAGCUCGACAGCACUUCAGCCCAACUCGUCACAUUUGCAUGAAAGCAUCGGAAGCCAAGUGUACCAUCAACCAGAAGUGGCUGCAACCGGAAGAACCCUUGUCAAGCCCAGCAAUAACUGCUGGCUUUUGCCCCGAUGAGGAGCAGGAUGCGCUAAUUCCCCAUCGUGAUGACUGUGGUAAAUUUAUGCUCUGUAGUAACAUGAUGUUCCUGGUGAUGAAUUGUCCAACAGGAUUGCAUUUCAAUGCGCAGUUGAAGCGCUGUGACUAUCCAAAGAUCGCACAAUGCGAACUGCCAAAUAAGCCAAAUAAG